This is a messenger RNA of Eruca vesicaria subsp. sativa (arugula), 1062 nucleotides long. The record is from the annotation of a GenBank genome assembly. Lineage: Eukaryota; Viridiplantae; Streptophyta; Magnoliopsida; Brassicales; Brassicaceae.
AUGACCUCGCCGCCAACUUCGAGCCAAAUUUGGCCGUCGUCACAAACCGGCGACAGAAGACGGCAAGAUCGCCGGAGCAUUCAAGGAAUAUUCCUUAACCGGUCAGCUAACUCCUCGGACCGAUUCUCCGGUUUAGACAAAACCGUAAUCGAGUCACUUCCUCUGUUCAGAUUCUCUGCUUUGAAAGGUUCAAAACAAGGGCUUGACUGUUCUGUCUGCUUGUCUAAAUUCGAAAGUGUUGAGAUUCUUAGGUUGUUACCUAAAUGUCGUCACGCUUUCCACAUUGGAUGUAUAGAUCAGUGGCUUGAAGAGCACGCAACGUGCCCUAUGUGCAGAGACAGAGUUUCUAUUGAAGAAGAACACUCUAUUUAUGGAAACAGCUUCCGAUUCUUGAAUCAAUCUGAGGUAAGAGGAGAUUCGAGCUUGGAGCUUUACAUCGAAAGAGAAGAAGAAGAAGAAGUUGGUGAGUCAUCGAGAUUAAGAAUCGGAGAUAGUUUCCGGAAGAUUUUUAAAUUAGGUCAUAAAGAGAAGCCUUUACUUGAUGAACACGUAAACGAUAAAGAAGAGAACAAGCUGAUGCAUAAGUUUAAUCAUAGGAUCAUUUUCUCUGAUGUUAUGUUCAAGAAUCGUUGGAGCAACGUGAGUUCGUCGGAUUUGAUGUUUUGGAACUCGGAGAUGAUUAAUUCGAUGUCCAGCGAGAGAUUUUUAUCGAUGGAUCGAGUUAAGAGAGGUAUCUUGGGAGUCAAGGAAGAGAUGGUGGAGAACAAGGUGAGUUCGAUGAAAACUAUGUUGUUGUCUGAAAAUGGAGAGUCUGGUUCGAAAUCAAGAAGCGUUAUGGUCGAGCCGGGAAGAAGAACGGUCUCUGAGAUCACUGCAGUUCCUAGAGUCAGUAUUGCGGUUCAUGGACAUUUUAGCGGUUCAACCGCAGCAACUGCGUUAGAAACGGAGGAGAGAAGAAGGCGGUUGUGGCUGCCGAUUGCUAGGAACACAGCUCAAUGGUUUGCUAAUAGAGAAAAAAGAAAUCAAAUUAACACAACACACCACCAACACUUUGAUGUUUAG